This is a messenger RNA of Xenopus laevis (African clawed frog), 4405 nucleotides long. RefSeq names its product ranBP-type and C3HC4-type zinc finger-containing protein 1 (gene rbck1.L). The record is from RefSeq and is a predicted model, not a curated record. The transcript has 14 exons. Lineage: Eukaryota; Metazoa; Chordata; Amphibia; Anura; Pipidae. The coding region runs from base 320 to 2347 and encodes 675 amino acids.
CAGGCGCGGCCAUAUCUGUAGCGGAGGAGGAGAUAUAGCCUUUCCCUAAACAAAUUGGCCUCCGCUCAUAGAAAUUCUCGUCCUUUGCUGCCAAACCCCCUCCCGCCCGUGAGGAGCGUCUCAGGCAGUGGAUGUCACGUGGGCGGGAGUCACGCGCAGUUACAAUUCGUGAACGAGAGGAGGAGUCAGAGUUUAUCCGCUAGUGACCAGCAGGGGGCGCCGGAACCAGGAAGUGUCGCGCUGAGGCCCAUGGACCGGGCACAGUCCGGUGUGAGGGAGUGAGUCCCGCCUGAGUCUGACGGAGGAGCUGGACACAGACAUGGCGGCGAGUAAAGUGCCGGUCCCGCUGCCCACGGUGCUGAUGUCUGUACGGGCCUGGCUGGGGGUCCCGGGGAGGGAGGCGGUGCAGUUACAGCUCGUCCUGGGACCGGACAGUGUGCGCGACUUCCGCCUCUUGGUGCGGGGCCUGACGGGAACGGUUGUGACAGACUUCAAGCUGAGUGACGUCUCGUAUGAGCAGAAGAGCAGCAAGUGCCACGAGUUACUGGUCCCCGGGCUCCCAGGCAGCUCCAUAGACUUCUCCUUUGAUGAAGAGCGAGAAGCCCUGAAAUGGUGGACUGUGCUGAGCAGCUCUCUGAGAGAGACACGCAAAGAUCUGCCCAUUCAGGGAAAUGGAGGCAGCAAACCUCCUGUACUCGAUAAGCCAGCGACACCAGGGAACAUGAAUGACUAUAAAUGCCUUUCAGCCGAAGCACCAGAGGUGCCCCUGGAUUUAUGCACAAAAGAAGAUUUAGGCCUUCAUCUGAGCAGAGCCAUAGAGUGUGGGGACCAGGAGUCGGCCUCCAAGUUUGCAGUGGCGCUGGCGAAGCAGAAGGUUCCCCUUCAGAUCCAGUUAAAGCAAUCCUGUUACCCGAAAACUGAAAUCUGUAUGAAGGUGGGGGUAGAAGACGCAUCGGAUUCAGUGAACAUCUCCACGUAUGUCCAGCCCCACACUACCAUCUCUUUGCUCAAACAACAGAUAUUCCGGGAGCAUCAGUUCCACCCGAGUAUUCAGCGCUGGAUCAUUGGCCAGUGUCUGUGCUCAGAUGACAGGACAGUCGCUUCCUAUGGAAUAAAAAGAGACGGGGACACGGCCUUUCUCUAUCUGUUAACCGCCAAACAGGCGAAACUCGGGGCGCAGGAUCCAUAUCUGAGCGUAAACCCACCUCAGACUCCCGACUCUGCAGUUUAUAAGCAAAGAUCCAAUACUCUUCCCCCACGGCCAGCGCCCAAGCCCAAUACCGGUCAGAGGACGGAGCGCACGGGAAGGGUGAAUCUAGUGGACGUGGCCAAUAAACUGUACUUGGAACUGGAAUCACUGAAUCUGUCUGCAGCUCCUCCUCCUCCUCCUGCUCAGGCUGGCUGGUCCUGUUCCGUCUGUACCUUCAUCAAUAAGCCGACGAGGCCGGGCUGUGAGAUGUGCAGUUCCAACCGACCUUCCACGUAUGUCGUCCCUGAGGAAUAUAAACCCGACGAGAAGGAGCGGAGGCGACUGAAGAUGGAGCAGGACAGUUUGCAGCAAUAUAAAAAGGCUUUGGAGGAGGAGAGAUCCCUGAACUUCCAGCACCUGCUGCAACUGGACAACGAGGUUCUGAUCCCAAACCAGGAGCCCAUUGACUGUCGGAUUUGCUUCUCCGAAGUCCCAGUGGGGGGCGGUGUUCUGCUGAGAGAAUGUCUGCACAGCUUCUGCAGGGAAUGUUUGCGGCAACUAGUGAACUGCUGUGAGGAGCCGGAGGUUUCGUGCCCAUUCAGGGAUGAGACGUUCGGGUGUAACAGUAAACUGCAGCAGCGGGAGAUCCGGGCGUUGGUGUCGCAGGAGGAGUACAGUCGCUUCCUGGAGCGGGGGCUAGUGGUGGCAGAGAGUCGUAGCCAAAACAGUUACCAUUGCCGCACGGCUGACUGCAGGGGCUGGUGCAUCUAUGAAGAUUCUGUCAAUGAAUUCACCUGCCCCAUCUGCUACGCCCACAACUGCCUCAUCUGCAAGGCCAUACAUGAUGGAAUGAAUUGCCGGGAGUACCAGGAUGAUUUACGUACCCGAGCCCAGAACGAUGCGGCCGCCAGGCAGACCAAUGACAUGCUAAAGACGCUGGUUCAGACGGGGGAGGCGAUGUAUUGUCCCGUGUGUCAGAUUAUUGUACAGAAGAAAGACGGAUGUGACUGGAUCCGCUGCACCAUGUGUCACACUGAGAUCUGCUGGGUGACUAAGGGCCCGCGCUGGGGGCCACAGGGCCCCGGAGACACGCUGGGAGGCUGCCAGUGUAAUGUAAAUGGGAAAAAGUGUGACCCCCGGUGUCAGAAUUGUCACUGAAUCCAAAAAGGGGGGCUUUCUACCCAACCCAUACGGCUGGAAUGUUACAUCUCUAUGGAAGAUCCCCAGCUCCACCUCAACAUGACUUUAUUUCCCAUGGAAUUUAUCUGUUUGUCCUGCAAUUACUCCCAUCACGGGGUACAGGGACCAUUGGCCGUGCCAUUUCCCAAUACACAGAGACCCCCGGGCCAUUCCUGGACCCCCUCGGAUGCAGAUUUGGGAUAUUUGGGAUGUUGGACUGGAGAAUGAAAUAGAGAAUUAAGUAUUUGUCGCUCACAAUCUGUUUCCUGCGACACUAACGUGAUUUCUGCCUGAUUUUGACUCUAAUCAAUAAUAUUAAUAAUUGCGCUUUUUAUUUGUAAGAAUUGGGGAACAUUAUUAUUUAUGGGUUACCUUGGGGGUGGGGUUAGUGAGAUCCAAUUCACCCCCCCCUGUGGUGCCACAUUUACUUCUCCUUUAAUGCAGAGAAUGUGGCAGUUUAAUCUAUGCAGAGCGAUACACAAAGCUGCUGCCAAUUGUAUUGUCCCUCAUUAAAGGGACAGCGUUGAUAUGUAACACUCCCAGAUAUAGAGAAACCUGCAGUUAUUGGCAGCAGCGGAUAUUAUUAACUUCUGUACAAACUGGAAUUCAGUCUCAGGGUGAAAUAUCACAAAGGACAAGUCGUCAUAUGGCCAUAUUUUCGGUGGCGUAAUUAUGGGCGGCUCCUUCAGCAAAGAAUUGAGCUUUGCAGAUGGUCGUAUUUGUUUGCUUUCGGUUUUUCCUCUUUAUAAUGUUCAAACUCUCAGGCUGCUCCCUGCUCUCUAAUGCUACUAGUGUGGGGUCCUUCACAGUGACCAACAUGGAGUCUACAGUCCACUGGCGAGCGGGCAGCACCGGGCAUAGAGCAGGGCAAUAACUUGCAAGAACUGGCACUUGGCUUUUGUAAGGGGAUCACUAGCAAAGAGCCAUCACUAAGGUUAUAUCAGGGGAAUCACGAGCAGGCAGCACUAGUGUUAUAUCAGGGGAAUCAUGAGUAGGCAGUACUAGGAUUAUAGUAGGGGAAUCACGAGCAGGCAGCACUAGUGUUAUAUCAGGGGAAUCACGAGCAGGCAGCACUAGUGUUAUAUCAGGGGAAUCACGAGCAGGCAGCACUAGGAUUAUAGUAGGGGAAUCACGAGCAGGCAGCACUAGUGUUAUAUCAGGGGAAUCACGAGCAGGCAGCACUAGGAUUAUAGUAGGGGAAUCACGAGCAGGCAGCACUAGUGUUAUAUCAGGGGAAUCACAAGCAGGCAGCACUAGGAUUAUAGUAGGGGAAUCACGAGCAGGCAGCACUAGUGUUAUAUCAGGGGAAUCAUGAGUAGGCAGUACUAGGAUUAUAGUAGGGGAAUCACGAGCAGGCAGCACUAGUGUUAUAUCAGGGGAAUCACGAGCAGGCAGCACUAGUGUUAUAUCAGGGGAAUCACGAGCAGGCAGCACUAGGAUUAUAGUAGGGGAAUCAUGGGCAGGCAGUACUAAGGUUAUAUCAGGGGAAUAACGAACAGGCAGCACUAGGAUUAAAGUAAGGGAAUCAGAAACAGGCAGUACUAGGGUUAUAGAAGGGGACUCACUUGCUGGCAAGCAGCACUUGGCUGGGGAAUCAUUCAUAAGAAGUCAGUCCCAUGUUUAUAUCCGAGAAAUCACUUGUGAGAAGGCAGCACAGUGUUAAUAGCAGUAUUACCAUUUGCACCCAUGCAGCACUAGUCAUCUAGUAGGGAAUCACUUGUGAGCAGGCAGCACUAGAUUUACAACAGGGAAUCACUUGUGAGCAGGCAGCACUAGAUUUAUAGUGGAGAAGUCAAUUAGCAGUUGUGAGCAGGAAAGAGGGAAAAAAUGAAGGAAAACAAAUUGGCCGGUGCAACUGAUGAGCUCUAUGUCAAGCAGAUUAUUUUCCUGUUUAGAUCACACAAUACACAUUUUGUGUGUGUGUCAUGGCUGCUUGCACUUGUCCAAUAGGAAUGCGCCACAUCAUCACACGCCUGCUGGACUCACAAGAUGUCACUUUGCUUGCUUUGUGUGUGACAAUAAAAUGCACUAUUCUGA